This is a messenger RNA of Melanaphis sacchari, 2063 nucleotides long. It is a transcript of the gene Plekhm1, whose product is annotated as pleckstrin homology domain-containing family M member 1. The coding region runs from base 18 to 2030 and encodes 670 amino acids. The transcript has 8 exons. The record is from RefSeq and is a predicted model, not a curated record. NCBI's taxonomy places the organism in Eukaryota, Metazoa, Arthropoda, Insecta, Hemiptera, Aphididae.
GGUUUAAAGGAAUUAUAAUGAAUAAAUUUUUAAGAAAAAUUAUAAGUAAUAAAGAACUUAAAGAUGAAUGUAAUAAGGCAUCUAUUAUACAUUAUUUUGAAGAAAGAUUAAAUGAAUUUCAUUCAGAGUUCUCAGAUAAAGAAGUAAAAGUUACUAGUUCCAACUAUGUUGCCGAUAGAUUAUUGGCUAACCUAGAAGCAUUGUUCUUACAUGGCCUUAAAGAAACGUUUAUCAGUCAGUUAUCAACAGUAAUUGGUAACGAUGUGGACAAAACUAUGGAUAUCAAUUUUUGGCACUGUCUUCUUGUACUAUCUCCAAGUGGUGUGGUAGAUCAAAUUAACUCAUUAAAACAUGUUACAACAGAUGUAGGAAAAUGCAGAGCUUGGAUUCGCUGUACCCUCAACGAUUGCGUUUUUCGUAGUUAUUUAAUGUCUGUUGUUAAAUAUCGUCGAUAUAUUGUUAAGUUUUAUAACAAGACAGCAAUUAUACGGGACCAUGAAAGUUUUGAAAAGAUAAUUGCUUUACUAGAAAGCAUUGAUCAGUAUCAUUUUGAACUCACUUUAAACUCAAGUCUUCUUAAUACAUGGCCCAAUAGCACAUUGAUGUUGGCUGGUUACUGGACCCCAGCUCUUAAAAAUAACCCAUUACACAACAAUAAUCCUCAGAUAGCUGAAGCGGUGGAUGUUAAUGAUACUGAUGAAGCAAUACUAAUAAAUGAUCAUAAUAGAUCAGAAGAAAGCUAUACGUCAUCUUUAUCUUCGUCAUUUGUUGAUUCAGAGUUUUUGCGUAAACCUCCCAUUAUGAUGGAUGAAGAAAUUGGGUGGCAAUUGAUAAUGAAGCAACCUUCUACUUCUUAUGUAUCUCCUAGUCUUACCAAAGAUAUACAGUCUGUUGAUGUAUUGAAAGAAGACAUUUCUAAUAGUGACAUUUCAGUAACAAAACCUCAUGAGAUAGAAACGAAAGAAGUUGAAAAUUCAUCAGAAGUACCAAAUACUGAACACAAAGCUGAAAGCUUACCAAAUGAAGAAGCUAAAUAUAAUGUCCAAAGUUUCAAUGAAUUAUUAGAAUCUUAUAAUUUGAGAGUGAAAAGUUUGUCUGAUAGCCCUAAAAUGGAAGAUUUAUAUAAACAAUUGACUGUCCCACAAAUUAUCGAAGAGAAGCAUUUCACCGAACCUGAAAUUUUAAAUGAUGAUGAUGAAUCUUUUGUUGAGGUAUCAAUGCAUCCCGAACGUUUGAGUUUAGAUCUUUUAAAACAAUAUUUAGAAUAUUUAUUUACUCCUCCAAAGGAACUUGGUUUAAAUUCUCAGGAUUUUAUGUGUAAAAGUUGCAACGAAGCAAUUGGCAUUGAUUUUGGAGAAUAUUAUAAAUGCAAUUUCACGGCAUGUUAUUAUUGUGUACACUGUUUUGGAUCAGAAACUUGGGCAAUACCUGUAAAAACAUUGCUUAAUUGGGAUUUCAACCGGUAUCCAGUGUCUAACAGUAGUGCAACAUUUUUAAGUGAAAUACAAUAUCAUCCAUUGUUUAAUAUGAGGAGUAUUCAUCAUAAACUGUACAAAGCCAACAAGGAAAUGAACAAGUCAAAAAAAUUACGGUGGCAAAUUUACUAUCUGUAUCAUUAUUUAUCUACAUGCAAGUUUUACAAUAUUGAUGAACUAUCCAAAGACAUAUGGCCUCGUGUGUAUUUCUUUAAUAACAUUCACCUGUAUUCAUUUGCCGACCUUCUAGAGAUCUAUUCUGGUACUUUAUUAGAAUUUCUUGAGCGCAAAAUUGAAACUAGCCGAAACCACGUUUACAACUGUUUAGUGUGCAGUCAAAAAGGUUUUAUAUGUGAACUUUGCCGCGACCCCAAAAUCAUCUAUCCAUUUGACAUGGGAGAUAAUUAUCGGUGUCGCCAUUGCAAAUCAUUAUUCCAUCGUAAUUGUUUUAAAAAAGUAAAUGAAUGUCCCAAGUGUAAACGAGACAAAAUUAGAAAGAUGAAAAAAUCUUUGAACAAUGAAGAUGAAGAUAAAUAUGAAGAAAAAGAUGAUUGAAAAUUGUUAAAUUUAAUAUAGUUUAGUAAGAAC